AUGGAGCACCCAGUGACGGACAUCCCCACGGUCAUCCAACUUCUCACCCAGUCGUCACCUUCAUUGCAGCAAAAGGCUCUGGAGCGGUUUUUCACCCCCAAUGCGGCAUUUGUGCAUCCCUUCUGUCGAGUUCCCAGUUUUGAUGGCAGUCGAUGGUGGGUGAUCAAAAUCUUCCAGUGGUACAAAAUCAUGUCACCUCGCAUUGAGAUGCAGAUACACUCCAUCGCAUUUGAUGAGCCACAUUCGAAGCUUUAUGUUCACAUGUCUCAAAUAUUUUCCAUCUGGAUUGUGCCUUUCCAUGUUGCGCCUGCCACUCUCACGACUGUGCUGGACCUCUCGACCGGCUCUACUCAGAACGAUGUCUCGGCCAACGGAGACCGGACGCUGUACUACAUUACCAAACAAGAGGAUCUGUAUCAAACAUCCGAGUUUGUGAAGUUUCUGCUUCCGCACCUUGGACAUUGGAUAAUCCUGGCCUGGCAUUUGAUUGCAACCUUCUUCUGUGUCGUGGGUGUGACGAUGUUGUGGCCCAUGUUGUGGUUGGAGGAGAAAGGUUACCUCUCCAAUCAGAUUACUCGCGGAGGAAAUGUUGCUUGCAAGAUGGACAACAUGAUGGCCCCGGAGGUCAAGGGCCAGUGA
Molecule: messenger RNA, 639 nt
Organism: Penicillium macrosclerotiorum
Lineage: Eukaryota; Fungi; Ascomycota; Eurotiomycetes; Eurotiales; Aspergillaceae
Exons: 3
Coding region: 1-639 (212 amino acids)
Source: RefSeq, a predicted model, not a curated record